Molecule: messenger RNA, 2486 nt
Organism: Mytilus trossulus (common blue mussel)
Lineage: Eukaryota; Metazoa; Mollusca; Bivalvia; Mytilida; Mytilidae
Product: denticleless protein homolog
Exons: 15
Coding region: 115-2394 (759 amino acids)
Biological process (GO): proteasome-mediated ubiquitin-dependent protein catabolic process
Cellular component (GO): nucleus
Molecular function (GO): protein-macromolecule adaptor activity; protein binding
Source: RefSeq, a predicted model, not a curated record
UUUUAUGUAUGUUGUCUGUGUUAAAUAGAAGCUUUCACGAUAAAACAUUUGCUCACAAACAUUUUUCAGACAACGAAUAUUUGGCGGGAGAUAGGGAAGUUUUUUUCAGAGAAAAUGCUGUUAAAACACUUAGAAACUAGUCGAAAAUUAGGAAUAAAAUGCUACUCUCCACAUUUAUUUUCCCAACUAUUGGAGCAGUAUGAAUCCUCUAUUUAUGAUGAGUAUGGCAUAGAAGGUGAAGAGGAGGGGUCGUCUGUACCACCAUUGGCAUGUGAAUUUUCUAAAGAAAAAUCUUCCUCACACAUCCUUGGUCUAGUCGAUGAGAAUGGUUAUGUAGUCAUCUACAAUACGAACAAAUAUGGACAGGAAGCUAUUGUUAAAGAUUGGAGAGCUCACAGUAAUGCUAUAUUUGACCUGGCAUGGAUGGGUGGAGACAGCAAGCUUUUAUCAGCAGCAGGGGACCAGACUGUUGUAUUAUGGGAUGUCCCAACUGCCAAAAAACUAAACAGUUUUCAAGGUCAUACAAGCAGUGUUAGAUCUGUUAAUUUCAAAACAAAUGAUCCAGCUGUGUUUGCUACAGGAUCUAGAGAUGGACAUGUAAUGAUAUGGGACAUAAGAUGUAACAAGAAAGGAUUAUAUACCUCCCCUGUACAAGUCAUCAAAAAUGCACAUUCUGUUCCACAUAUACUGAAAGCCAAAAAGAAAUCAAAACUUGGUCCAUCAAGGGAUAGCCAACAAAGUGUGACUAUAGUAGUGUAUCAAACAGACAUGACCUUACUAUCUGCAGGAGCUGUUGAUGGGUGUGUCAAAAUGUGGGAUUUAAGAAAGAAUUAUAGCUCCAGUAUACCUGAUCCAAUGGCUAAACACACAUUUAAUUACAGUGGAGUAAAUAAACGAUCACAUGGAUACUCCAGUCUGGUAUUAGAUUCCAGUUGUACCCAGUUGUUUGCAAGCUGUACAGAUGAUAUAAUAUACCAGUAUAAUCUACUCUCUCUAGAUCCUAAACCAGUGGCACAUUUUAAAGGACACCAGAACAAGUCAUUUUAUGUUAAAGCAGCAAUAAGUCCAGAUGACCAGUUCUUACUUAGUGGAUCCAGUAAUGAAAUGGCUUAUAUUUGGAAGAUUGCUAAACCUAAUGAAAGUCCUGUUGUUCUAAAAGGCCACAAUGCUGAAGUAACAGACGUUUCAUGGAAUUGCAAUGAUUUCACUAAGCUGACCACUUUGUCAGACGACAAUACAAUGAGGAUAUGGAGACUGAACAGACGAUUGGAACCAAGGUUACCAAGGGAAGUAACAGGAUAUUCGGAAAGAACUCACAGAGAAAUAGGUAUAUCUGCAAGCCAACAUGUGGAAAUAACACCAAAUAAAAUACCAUGUACCCCUAAGACUGUGUCUCCAUCAAUACUUCAUUUCCUGAGCAAAAGUGCUCAAAAAGCAGCCUGUGAUAAUAAGACUGCCAAGCUAGAUACCAAAUCUAAUGUGACUGAAGGUAGUAAAAGCAUCAAUAACUCAUGUGUUAACAAUACCUCACAAAGUGCAUCAAAGUCUGUGUUGGUUACAUGUAAUGAGGAAUCUUUGACACGGGUCAGCUGCAAAAGAAAAUUGGUGUGUGACGAUGAAGAAGAUGACAAUCCAAGAAAAAGACCAAAUAUUGGAGAUCAAGACUUUGUUUUGUCUAGUCCAAAUAAACCUUCAACGUCUACUACAAAUGUUAUGAGAAGUCCAUGGAAAUGUGAUGAUAAUCCACAAAAAUGGCUACAAACAAGUAAAAUGGCAUCCCCUAUUGGAAGCCCUCGAAAGAGAUGUUCCGUUGUACUGGAAAAAUCUGCAACUGACAAUUCUCCAUCAAAAUUAUCACUAGCAGCUACGCCUCAGUCAGUACCUUCACAUGUUAAAACAAAACUUUUCAACUCUUCACCCACAAUCAAUCUUCCAAAUCUGGUUGAAGAGGGAACAGUCAGGGAUAUUAAUGUCAAUUUCAAAAAAUGUGAUAAAGAAAACAGUCCGAAAAAAUCCAAAAUAGACUGGUUAACAAAAAAACGAUUAGAGAAAGAGUCAGAAUCUACAAAUUUAAGGAAAGAUUUGGGUUCUCCCAGGCUAAGGAAAAUUAAAAGUAUUUCUCAGGACACAAGUGCUUUUAAAAAGGAUUCAAAUUCGCCUAAAGAUUUAGGUUCUCCCAGGCUACGUAAAACUAAAAGUAUUUCUCAGGACAUCAGUACAAGUUCCCCUAAAAUUAAUAAGAAAAGUAAAUUAAAGGAGGACACGACAUUGUGUUCACCUUGUCGGGUUAAAGGAAAUCAUUCACAGGAGGAAGAUGAUGACACUGCUGAGAAGCUGAGAGAGACUCCACCCAAAGGAAUGAAGUCACUGAAGCACUACUUCUCAAUCAAGUAAUUAAUGUUGGAUAUGGACCAUUGGGUCUUAUGGUGCUUUCAUUUAGGAAAUUGGUGGAGUUUUACAGCCAGCUGUUUCUUUGAUUAAUUUUA